Molecule: messenger RNA, 1048 nt
Organism: Mixia osmundae IAM 14324
Lineage: Eukaryota; Fungi; Basidiomycota; Mixiomycetes; Mixiales; Mixiaceae
Exons: 4
Coding region: 6-818 (270 amino acids)
Molecular function (GO): protein binding
Source: RefSeq, a predicted model, not a curated record
GCCAGAUGUCGGCUACGCCUGCCCAAGCAAGGCGGAUCACAUUCACACCUCAGGCAUGGGACCGUCAGUUGAGCGAGGUCAAGAUCAGUCCAGAUGAUCUGAACAGGCUCGUCAUGGACUACCUCGUCGUCGAAGGCUACAAGGAUGCCGCUCAGACUUUCUGUCGCGAGUCUGGCAUCGCUCCUCGCAUCGAUUUUGACUCCAUCGCAGAGCGACUGCACAUCCGCCAAGCUAUCCAGCGUGGCGACAUCGAGGAAGCCUUACAGAAGGUCAACGACAUGAAUCCCGAGAUCCUCGACACCAACCCAGAGCUCUUCUUCCACCUUCAGCAACAACGGUUGAUCGAGCUCAUAAGGCAAGGUCAAGUCGCCAGCGCACUACAAUUCGCCCAAGACGAACUCGCCCCUCGGGGAGAGGAGCAUCCCGAGUUUCUCGCCGAACUCGAAAAAACAAUGGCUCUUCUCGCUUUCGAUCUACCUCAAGCCGUUCCGGACGUCGAUGCGUUUCUGGACAAGCUCAGAUCAGAAGGCGUACCCGCGCAGAUCUCAUCGCUGCUCUUGCCCGCUCAGCGACAAAGAACAGCGGGCGAAGUCAAUGCGGCCAUUCUCGUCUCUCAAUCUCAUGGACCGACGCCGAAGCUACCCCAUCUGGUCAAGAUGAUGGCCUGGGGUGAGGAGAUGCUCUCCAACCGUGCGGACUUUCCCAAGCUCGAAUUGCGCGCUCUGCUUGGCGAUAACGUACAGGCCAAUGCACGCUCAACUGCCAACGCUGCAAGUCAGGACAAGGCCGAUUCGGAAGACGUGCAGAUGGAUGGCUAAGUCACACACAUGCCACUCACUGUCUGUCGACCAAUCAAUCGCGGCACCGAUCGACGCGUUGCAAUCUGUCGCCCGACCGUCGGACAGCAUGCAACAUUGCUUGUCGCGGCUGUUCAGUGACAAUUGAGCAGUAUCGCACUCGCGGUAUGCGAUCUGCGCAUCUGCCCUCCUCUCAUGUACACACGAAGUCUUUGUCUGUUGUUCACCAAUGCCAAACAUUCAUGACACGC